Molecule: messenger RNA, 573 nt
Organism: Drechmeria coniospora
Lineage: Eukaryota; Fungi; Ascomycota; Sordariomycetes; Hypocreales; Ophiocordycipitaceae
Product: Mitochondrial inner membrane protease subunit 1
Exons: 1
Coding region: 1-573 (190 amino acids)
Cellular component (GO): mitochondrial inner membrane peptidase complex; membrane
Molecular function (GO): serine-type endopeptidase activity
Source: RefSeq, a predicted model, not a curated record
AUGAUGUCCCACUUCCUCGGCCACCCCCUGCGCUUCGCCAUAUCUACCCUCAAGGCAACGUGCAUCACUCACCUCACCUUCACCCACCUGCUCCAGGUUUCCCCGGCCCAAGGCCCCUCGAUGCUGCCCACCUUUUCCGUCGACGGUGACUGGAUCGUCGCCGACAUGACGUCGCGCCGCGGCAGGGGGGUCUCCGUCGGCGAUCUCGUCCUCUACAAGAUCCCCAUCUUUGCCGCCCAGCAUGGCGUCAAGCGCGUCGUCGCCAUGCCCGGGGACUACGUCUCUCUCGGGACGCCCGGGGAGAGAGGCGAGGAGCAGAUGAUUCAGGUUCGGCCGAUUCCCUCCCCGUGCCUUUUACCCUCCCGUGAGUCGCGGCAAUCUGACGGACGGAACGGUCAGGUUCCCGAGGGCCAUUGUUGGAUUGUGGGCGACAACUUGCCUGCCUCCAGGGACUCUCGUCAGUUUGGUCCCCUGCCCCUCGCCCUCGUCCAAGGGAAAAUCAUCGCCAAGAUCUUGCCCUGGAAGGAGAAAAGUUGGAUGAGCAACAAUGUCGGGCUGGUGCAGGAAUCCUAA